Synchiropus splendidus (mandarinfish) is the source of this 1991-nucleotide messenger RNA. It is a transcript of the gene six3a, whose product is annotated as SIX homeobox 3a. Gene Ontology annotation, molecular function: DNA-binding transcription factor activity, RNA polymerase II-specific; RNA polymerase II cis-regulatory region sequence-specific DNA binding. Gene Ontology annotation, cellular component: nucleus; transcription regulator complex. Lineage: Eukaryota; Metazoa; Chordata; Actinopteri; Syngnathiformes; Callionymidae. The transcript is spliced from 2 exons. The record is from RefSeq and is a predicted model, not a curated record. The coding region runs from base 168 to 1055 and encodes 295 amino acids. Gene Ontology annotation, biological process: brain development; regulation of transcription by RNA polymerase II; eye development.
AAAAGGGAAACAAAAUGUUUCAAUGCUACACUCAACGGCGGAUUUAGGGGGGAGAUAUUAUGAGGCUGGUGUCAUUAGGCGAUAGCCAUUGAAUCAUUCAAUCUUUUUUACUGGCCGUGUUUUUUCGGUUUUUCUCUGUAAUUUUCCUUCUCUCUCAGGUCAUUUCCAUGGUUUUCAGAUCGCCUUUAGAGCUUUAUCCCUCCCAUUUCUUCCUGCCAAACUUCGCUGAUCGCCCUCUGCUCCUGCAGGCGAACAGCGCUCCCGCCACCAGGUCUCCAGAAGACUUGUCCAUGUUUCAGCUACCGACCCUCAACUUCUCCCCGGAGCAGGUGGCGAGCGUCUGCGAGACGCUGGAGGAGACCGGGGAUAUCGAGCGCCUGGGCCGGUUCCUCUGGUCGCUGCCGGUGGCUCCGGGAGCAUGCGAGGCGAUCAACAAGCACGAAUCCAUCCUGCGCGCCCGGGCCGUGGUGGCGUUCCACACGGGGAAUUUCAGAGACCUGUACCACAUCCUGGAGAACCACAAGUUCACCAAAGACUCGCACGGUAAACUGCAGGCCAUGUGGCUGGAAGCGCACUACCAGGAGGCCGAGAAGCUGCGCGGGCGUCCGCUCGGUCCGGUCGAUAAGUACCGAGUGAGGAAGAAGUUUCCGCUGCCUCGGACCAUCUGGGACGGCGAGCAGAAGACGCACUGUUUCAAGGAGCGGACGCGCAGCCUGCUGAGGGAGUGGUACCUUCAGGACCCCUAUCCGAACCCCAGCAAGAAAAGGGAACUGGCUCAAGCCACUGGACUCACUCCUACACAGGUCGGAAACUGGUUUAAAAACCGGAGGCAACGAGACAGAGCCGCGGCGGCCAAGAACAGGCUGCAGCACCAAGCAAUAGGACCCGGCGGUAUGAGGUCGCUGUCAGAAGCCGGACUCACCCCUCACAGCUCGGCAGAGUCGCCCUCCACCGCGGCCAGUCCCACCACCAGCGUUUCCAGUAUGACAGAGCGGGUCGACACUGGGACGUCCAUCCUGUCCGUCACAUCCAGUGACUCAGAGUGCGAUGUAUGAUAUGAAAACAGAAAAAAAGAGAAAUAUUUACAGGGAAAAAUGGACCUGAGGUGACGAGAAAAAAAAAGACUUUGGAUGACAAAAAGGACUGGUUAUAAAUAUAAAAAAGAGAUAAAAGCACGUUGUUUUUUUAUUAUCAUAAAGCGCUUUCAAAAAAGGACCCUCAUCCUCAUACGCCCCCUCCCAUCACCACCACAAACAACAACAACAAUUGCAUGUCGUUUAUUAUUAUUUCUUUUAUUAUUUGGAAGGGAUUGUCCAUCAUCGAUCAAGAGGGAAUAAAAACAGAUCGGCAUGAUGAGCCCCUCCUCUUUUCCAUCUGACGUCACACAACAGGAUGCAAUUUUGUGUUCAUCAGACAAUCAUGUUUUUUGAAAAAAAGAAAAAAAAGCACCUUUUGUUAUUUUGUUUAUUUUUUUUUCAACACUGCCUGCGUGGGGGUCACGAAAUAAUGUUUAUCAGAUUUUUUAUUUUCAAAUUUUUAUAUUGAAUUAUGUAUAUUUCCAUUUCUCCAGCUCUGUAAUAUAAACGUGUAGAAAUAUGCCUGUAUAUAAUUAUUGCUCCACCCCAGCAAACUCCCCCUCACCCCCAGCCCAGUCCUCCUCACCCCUUCCUCACUUUUCUUGACUCGAUGUUCCAUAAAAAAAAAUAUUUGUCAAAACUUAUAACUCCAGUGCUUGUAGAGGUUUCUGUUGUUCAUUUGUCCGGGGAGGGGAAGUUAGGCGAUGGCAGAUGUCAUAUUUAUGCAAAAAGCUUUCACAACAUUUAUUUAAGGCUGCCCCCCUUCCUCCUCCUCCUCCUCUUCCUCCUCCUCCUCUCUGCCGCCCCAGGGUCGCUCAAAGCGCUUAUUUACAUUCAAUGUUAUUUUUUGUUGCGUGGUUAUUAUGUUAAUGUACCAUACAUUUCUUAAUCAAAUACAGUAUUCAAUUUGCUAUA